Perca fluviatilis (European perch) is the source of this 1414-nucleotide messenger RNA. It is a transcript of the gene dusp29, whose product is annotated as dual specificity phosphatase 29. Gene Ontology annotation, biological process: negative regulation of MAPK cascade; protein dephosphorylation. The coding region runs from base 140 to 835 and encodes 231 amino acids. The transcript has 4 exons. The record is from RefSeq and is a predicted model, not a curated record. Gene Ontology annotation, molecular function: MAP kinase phosphatase activity; protein tyrosine/serine/threonine phosphatase activity. Lineage: Eukaryota; Metazoa; Chordata; Actinopteri; Perciformes; Percidae. Gene Ontology annotation, cellular component: cytoplasm.
AAAUAUCCUCUGCACUUGAUUCCCGUCACAGAGCGGUUAUACAAUCUGUGCCCUCACUUGAGCCUGCCAGAAUUAAACCUUACCAUUUUCUGCCUUUACGGACUGCUUCACAACAAGCUGCCAGAAUGAGGAAAACAACAUGUCCAAGCAGGAAAAAGAAGGACUUCAAUCUCUUGCUAAUAAAUCAUAUGUGAAAGGAAGCCACAGCGAGAAAAUGGCUUCUCACAAGUCAAAGACUGGCACCAAGAUAAAUGUUACAAAGGCAGCAGAGGAAUUCAGUCCAGUGGAUGAAUAUGUCACACCUGGGGGCUAUGAGCUGGAGAAAAUCCUAAACCAUGGGAGUGUGGCUUACACUCAUGUCAACGAGGUCUGGCCUAACGUCUUCAUCGGGGAUGAGCAGACUGCAAAGGACAAGUAUAAUCUGAAGAAAUUGGGGAUUACGCACAUCUUGAAUGCAGCAGAGGGGACGUGGAACAACGUGGACACCGGAGCUGGUUACUACACUGAUAUGGACGUCGUCUACUAUGGCGUGGUAGCAGAAGACGUCACAACAUUUAACCUUAGCCAGUAUUUCUUCUCUGCUGCCCGGUUUAUAGAAGAUACACUGAGCAACCCUCAGAAUAAACUGCUGGUGCACUGUGUGAUGGGAAGGAGUCGGUCUGCCACACUUUUCCUCGCUUACCUCAUGAUCUGUGAGAACAUGACGGUGGUCGACGCCAUUGAGCACGUGAAGAAACGCAGGAGGAUCAUCCCCAACUGGGGCUUCCUGAAACAGCUGAGAGAGCUGGACAUGCAGCUCCUGGAGAAAAGGGAAGAGGGUACAGAGAAGAGCUGAUUGUAGCACUCGUGGGGCAGGUUGAGGCUCAGAUCGAACCUCAGGUCAAUGGAGACGAGUUCAAGUCGGGUUUCAAGUAAUUUCAACAGACAAGACACAAGUCACAAGUAAUUUGAGACAAGUCCAAAUCAAGUCAGUUCAUUAAGGACAAGUCCAAGUCAAGUCUCAAGUAUAUCAGAGCAAAUCCAAAUCAAGUCAAAAGUAAUUUGAGACAAGUCCAAGUUGAGUCUCAAGUCAUUUGUGACAAGUUUUAGUCUACCAGUCUGAAAUCUCAUCAAGUCAUGGCACAAGUCUAAAUACCCAAAUUGCAAGUCAAGAUGCAAGAUUUCAGGUCUCUCAAUGCUGUCCAUAAAAAUAACAGCAUUUGAACAUUUUCCCUUUAAAGUUCAGUUUACCAUGUUUUUUUCAUAUUAAGUUAGACCAAUGUAUUUUAAUGCAGAGACCUAAUGAGUAUUUGUUUUUACUUUUCUUGAAUAUUACCAAAUGUAAAAUGUAAAUGUUUGCUUUGAACUUUCAUCUCAUCAGGUUUUUAGAGGGUGAUAUCUCAGGUAAAUAAAGUCUCAGAGCAGUCAAGUCCAA